UCCCUUCACAUUUUCUCCACCAUCACAAUUACCCUUUUAGAAAUUGCUAAUUUCUACCAUCAACAGUCUAGAAAGUUUUGUUAUUUUUUUUCUUAAGGGUUUGAGAGAGAUGGGUUCCAAGAGCAAUAGUGCAUCACUUGCCUUGUUUUUUUUGCUCAACCUUCUCUUCUUUGCCUUUGCAAGUGCACAGUGUGCUCCGCCUCCACCUCCACCUCCAACUCCGAGCCCUCCACCUCCACCUCCACCUCCAACUCCGAGCCCUUCCACAGGCACCUGCCCCAUAAAUGCCCUAAAACUAGGUGUAUGUGCCAAUUUGCUCAAUGGAUUGCUUAAUAUUACAAUAGGUACACCUCCGGUAAAACCAUGCUGCAGUCUCUUUCCUGGACUUGUUGACCUUGAGGUUGCUUUGUGCCUUUGUACUGUGAUUAAGGCAAACCCAUUGGUCCCCAACGUACAUGUUGCAUUGAGCUUGCUUGUUAACGUUUGUGGGAGAAAUAUUCCUACUAACUUCCAAUGCCCCUAAACAACUUCCGUUUCCUAGCCCUCUCUGUGGCUUUUGCUCAUUUCAUGAGUCAUAUAAUAAGAGUGUGGGGUGCAGGUGCAUUUCAUGGCAACUUCUAUCUUAUUAAAGUAAUAUUAAAUAAAACAUAUUACAAAGGUGUGGAAGAGAGGGGUAACAUUGCAAAUGUGGUAACUUCUGUCUUGUUUCCUUUGUCAUAGUGUGUGUAAUUUCAUGGAGUGAUUUGUAACAAGUCCUCUUAUGUAAUACCUCAAAGUCUUAUGUGUAACUUUAUUAUAGAAACAUUGAAAAAUAUUUGCUUUCUGUUUAUUUAA
Camellia sinensis is the source of this 834-nucleotide messenger RNA. The record is from RefSeq and is a predicted model, not a curated record. Lineage: Eukaryota; Viridiplantae; Streptophyta; Magnoliopsida; Ericales; Theaceae.